Messenger RNA from Mauremys reevesii (Reeves's turtle), 3119 nucleotides. It is a transcript of the gene GRIN3B, whose product is annotated as glutamate ionotropic receptor NMDA type subunit 3B. Bases 1 to 3096 code for a protein of 1031 amino acids. Gene Ontology annotation, molecular function: transmitter-gated monoatomic ion channel activity involved in regulation of postsynaptic membrane potential; NMDA glutamate receptor activity. The transcript has 9 exons. Gene Ontology annotation, cellular component: plasma membrane; postsynaptic membrane. The record is from RefSeq and is a predicted model, not a curated record. NCBI's taxonomy places the organism in Eukaryota, Metazoa, Chordata, Testudines, Geoemydidae. Gene Ontology annotation, biological process: modulation of chemical synaptic transmission; monoatomic ion transport; synaptic transmission, glutamatergic.
AUGGAGUUUCUGCGGGCGCUCUGGCUGUGCGUGGCGGUGGCGAGCAGCCUCCUGCCGGCGCCCUGCCAGGGGCACCCCCAGCCCUGCCACAUCCUCGCCAGCGUCGGGCACACGGUGCGCCUGGGCGCGCUGCUGCCCCGGGGAGGAGCGCAGAGCCGGGUGCGCAGCGCCCUGGCCAGGGCGAGCCGGGCCAGCUGGUUCCCCUAUAACCUGAGCUUGGAGAUCGUGCCGGGGGCUCCCCGGGAGCGGGACCCGGCGUCGCUGGCUCGCUGGCUGUGCCAGGCGCUGGUGGUGCAGAAGGUGGCGGCGGUGCUGGCUUUCCCCCAGUCCCGGGGGGAGCUGCUCCAGCUGGAGUUCCUCUCCGCCUUCCUGGAGCUCCCCUUCCUCAGCGUCGCGGAGCUGGAGCAGCGGCUGCCCUUCAGCACCCAGAAUCCCUUCCACCUGCACAUGGACCGGAAGAGCCCCAUGGAGACCCUGGUGGACGUGCUCAGCAGCAUCCUGCAGACCAAUGACUGGCAUGAGAUCACCCUGGUGCUGUGCCACGCCUGGGACGUCUCUGGCUUCCUCGAUUUCUGGACCAGCAACACCGACCUCUUCCUGAGGACCAUCCUGGACCUGAGCUACCUGGACGAGCCGGGCGCCGCCCACUACCUCCGCCAGCACUUGGAGGAGCUCAAGGAGCUGGCCGGCCCGGUGCUGCUCUUUGGCUGUGACGCCCGCCUCUCACGGCUGGUGUUCAGGGCGGCCUCGGAGUCCGGCCUGAUGCUGCAGGACUUUCACUGGAUGCUGGGGCACCCGUUGAACGUAGACGAGCUGCAGACGGAGGGGCUGCCCCUGGGCCUCCUGGCUUACGGGGAGGUCGGCAGCCCCACGUUGGAGCAAUUCACCCAGGACGCGGUGGAGCUGGUAGCCCGGGCUAUCUCCAGCGCCCUGUACGUCCGGCCCGACCUCACCCUCAUCCAGAGCAUGGUGAACUGCAACGACAAGCACGUGGAAGGCUCGGAGUCCUCCGGGCACUUCCUUGCCAGGUUCCUGGCCAACACGUCGUUCCACGGGCGGACGGGGCGGGUGUCCGUGCGGAACACGUCGCUGGUGCACACCGAGCACCGCUACAGGAUCUGGAGCCUGCUGCGCGACUCCCUGGGGGAGCCCACCUGGGUGACAGUGGGCAGCUGGCAAGACGGCAAGCUGGAGAUGGAGGAGGGGUUCUGGCAGACCCAGCUGCAGCGCAAGAGCACGGGCGGCGGGGGCGGCUUCUCACGGGUGAAGCUGCGGGUGGUGACGCUGGUGGAGCACCCGUUUGUCUUCACGCGGGAGGUGGACGAGGAUGGGAGCUGCCCGGCCGGGCUGCUGUGCCUGGACCCCCACACCAACGACUCGGCCGUGCUGGAGGCCCUCUUCGAGGCGCUCAACACCGCCAACGGCUCGGUGCCGCUGGAGUACAAGAAGUGCUGCUAUGGCUACUGCAUCGACCUGCUGGAGAAGCUGGCCGAGGACCUGCCCUUCGACUUCGACCUCUACAUCGUCGGGGACGGCAAGUACGGAGCCUGGAAGAACGGGCAGUGGACGGGGCUGGUGGGGGACCUGCUCAGCGGCACGGCCCACAUGGCCGUCACCUCCUUCAGCAUCAACUCGGCCAGGAGCAAAGUCAUCGACUUCACCAGCCCCUUCUUCUCCACCAGCCUGGGCAUCCUGGUGAGGACCAAGGACACGGCCUCGCCCAUCGGGGCCUUCAUGUGGCCCCUGCACUGGACCAUGUGGGUGGGGAUCUUCGUGGCGCUGCACCUGACGGCGCUUUUCCUGACCCUCUACGAGUGGAAGAGCCCCUACGGCAUGACCCCGCACGGGCGCAACCGCAUGAAGAUCUUCUCCUACUCCUCGGCCCUCAACCUCUGCUACGCCAUCCUCUUCGGGCGCACCGUCUCCAGCAAGACGCCCAAGUGCUACACCGGCCGCUUCCUCAUGAACCUCUGGGCCAUCUUCUGCCUCCUGGUGCUCUCCAGCUACACGGCCAACCUGGCCGCCGUCAUGGUGGGGGAGAAGACGUUCGAGGAGCUCUCGGGGAUCCACGACCCCAAGCUGCACCACCCCUCGCAGGGCUUCCGCUUCGGCACCGUGUGGGAGAGCAGCGCCGAGGAGUACAUCAAGAAGAGCUUCCCCGAAAUGCACGAGUACAUGAGGCGCCACAGCGUCCCCACCACCCCCGCCGGGGUCACCAUGCUCAAGACUGAGCCCCCCACGCUCAACGCGUUCAUCAUGGACAAGUCCCUUCUGGAUUACGAGGUCACCAUCGACUCGGACUGCAAGCUCCUCACCGUGGGGAAGCCAUUUGCUAUUGAAGGCUAUGGAAUCGGGCUCCCCCAGAACUCGCCCCUGACCUCCAACCUCUCCGAGUUCAUCAGCCGCUACAAGUCGGCCGGCUUCAUGGACCUGCUGCACGACAAGUGGUACAAGAUGGUGCCCUGUGGCAAGCGGGUCUUGGCCGUCACCGAGACGCUGCAGAUGGGCAUUUAUCACUUCUCCGGGCUCUUCGUCCUGCUGUGCGUCGGGCUCUGCGGCUCCUUGCUCACCUCCCUGGGCGAGCACGUCUUCUACCGCCUCAUCCUGCCCCGCAUCAAGAGGAAGAAGAAAUUCAACUACUGGCUGCACACCAGCCAGAAAAUCCACCGCGCGCUGAACGUGGGCUUCGAGGAGCAGAAAAACCAAAAGCUGAGACUUGAGAAAAGGUGCAACAUUCAGAAGAGUGAAGAGACACCAGCUCCAAAUGCCAGCCAGCCAAGCUGGAACAACCUCAGGAAGGCCACUAGGAAAGAGGACAAGCGGGUGCACUUCAACAUGGAGCAGACGCCCUCUGAGCCGGCUCAGGAGAUGGAGGUGCCCGUGUGGCACUGCACGAACGGCAGGGUGCCCCAGCCGGAGGAGUGGGAUGCCAGCGAGAAGGAGCUCAGGGAGCUGGAGGAACGGAUUCAGGCAAUCAGGGAUCAGCUGAGAGCGGCCCUGGUGCGGAAGAGCGAGCUGGUGGUGGCGUUGGGGCCUACCAAGAACAUCCGCAUGCUGCCUGUUAAGCCUAUUGUCGAGAAGAACGAGGACAGGUAAUGGGACACGGGCCGUUCAGGUUC